Messenger RNA from Haliotis rubra (blacklip abalone), 3336 nucleotides. Its product is annotated as kelch-like protein 24. NCBI's taxonomy places the organism in Eukaryota, Metazoa, Mollusca, Gastropoda, Lepetellida, Haliotidae. The record is from RefSeq and is a predicted model, not a curated record. The transcript has 4 exons. Gene Ontology annotation, molecular function: protein binding. Bases 135 to 2066 code for a protein of 643 amino acids.
CCGGAAGCCUGAAAGCGAAAGUAGGGAAUGCCGAUAGGUUUGGAAUUUUCUGAUUAUACGCAGUGGGUGGGAAUAACCAGUUACAGUUUCAUUUGCUAAGACAAGGACACUGAGGAAGUAGCGUUGACUACAGGAUGGCCUCACUAGUACCAGACGACUUUGAUCCUGAAGAGAUGGCCAGCCUGCGCUACGUCCAGGAAACCCUAUCGGAUGAUGAAGGGGUGACAAUCACAGAACCCUCCGUCCGGGACACUCUUCUUCGUGGGGAGGUACUGACCCACCUGCACGACGCCUUGGCCAGCAUGUUCAAGGAAGAAGAACUCACCGACCUUCAGGUCAAAGUUGAGGGCAAGGUCUUUAAGUGCCAUCAAGUGAUAAUGGCAGCCAUGUCAGGCUACUUCCGGUCCCUUCUUACUUCCGGUAUGCAGGAGAGCCAGAAUGGGGAGGUAGAAUUGCAAGAUGUCUCCAAGAGAACCUUUGAACUCCUCCUGUUGUACAUGUAUUAUGGCGAGAAUGUUGUCAGUUCGGAAUCUGUGGAGGACAUUCUGAAAGCUGCAGUCCUGCUCCAGAUAAAACCCUUGGAGAAAGCCUGUGUGGAAUACAUGAGCAAGAGUCUCAACUCGAGUAACUGUAUGGGAAUCUGGAAAGCAGGCAAGACAUUCGGUUGUCCUGCACUGGUGGACACGGCCUGGGCAGUUAUUUUGAGAAAUUUUGAGGAGGUCAGCCACCAGGAAGACUUCUUGGCCUUGGACAUGGACGACGUUGUAGCCAUUUUGGACGAUGACCAGUUGAACUCCAGCAGCGAGGACCCCAUCUGUGACGCUGUCAUUUCAUGGAUCCAAUCUGACCUCUCUGAGAGGGAAGAACACAUGGAAGACCUGCUGAGCCUUGUUUGUGUACCCAAGAUGUCGUCGUCCUUUGUCUAUGACAGACUCCUCCUGGAUCAUGAUCUUAUGCAGAAAAACACCUGCUUCUUUAAAUUUGUGAUGGAAGCCACGCGUUGCCACAUGAAGCCAGAUGAGAAAUCGAAAGUGAUGGCAAAGCAGACCAAACUGAGGAAUGACCCCAAUUACCGAAAGGUUGAAGCUCUCGUUGGUGGAUAUUUCAUGACAGAUGAUCCACUUAAAUGCGUUCUUUGUUAUGAUUUGAAUCGGAGAAAGUGGUACACGGUUGCUUCCAUGCCUCAAGAACCUGGUGAGGACUUUGCAGUAUGUACUUACCAAAAUGAGAUGUAUGUUUCUGGGGGAUCUCGGAGUCUGAACACAUUCAUCAAGUACGUCCCAGGCAACAAUGACUGGCUCGAUCAACCAUCCCUCAUCACAGGACGAGAGUGCCACAGCAUGGUCGUUGUCGGAGAAAAUGUCUACAUUCUGGGAGGAAGAAACUCCCAAAUGGAGGAGGACAGCGGUAUCGUCAAGGACAUUGAGGCAUACAACACGACAAGAGGAACGUGGUCCAAGGUUGGAAAACUUGAGAUUCCUUUGGAUAGCCUCUCUGCUGCAGUGAUGAAUGAAAAAAUAUAUACCUUUGGUGGAACGGAUGAAGAUGGCCAGAGCUCUUCUGCCAUCCAGUGUUUCGAUCCAAGCAACACAAAGUGCAGUUUGGUAGCAUCGUUGCCUGAGUCAACAUCAGCAACUUCAGCAAUUGCUUUCAAUUCCAACAUUUAUGUCCUCACUCAAGAAGGGAUGGUCUUCCGGUUCGACCCCACCCAGUCCUUGUCAAAGGUUGCGGAAUUUGAAGGAAGAUCCAAGUUUGGGUUGUAUGUGGACGGGCACAGUCUCAUGGUGGUCGGUGGACAGGAUGAGAAUGGGACAUUCCUGGAUAAGAUCCUCAAGGUCAACGUGAAGUCCGGAAGCGUUGCAGAUGCUGACACAAAACUUCCAAUACCGUUCUGUGGAUUCAAGAUGGAGUCGCUGGUCCUGCCGAAGGUCAUGCUGGCUCAAGAAGGGUUCAACGUCCAGGGUCAGAACCUGUUUGACCCAGAACUAGAACUCCGUGAACAAUACAAAGCUGAACAAUACAAAGCGAAGACACGAAGGCAUCCUUUCUUACAGAACGAAUUCUAGACUCGGAGCUGUGUUCUUGGUGGAGGAAAUCUGAUGUUAACAGAUACUGAAAAGAAACCUGCCAGGGAUUUCUUGAGCCAGUCGUUUGCCAACAUCCAUGAUAACCUUCCACAACCUACCAAAUGUUUUGAGCAGUUUACUACGUCAGUUAUAUUUAGACGUACUGCCACCAAUAUAACAUUUCAGUUUGAUGUAAAUCUUUUACAUCGACAUUCUAAGUAAUAAGAAAAUUCUAAAAUUGUAUUUGCUUUAGACAUCUAAUUUAACAUCUGAAUUCUACAAAAAAAAAAGAUAUAUUCACUGUAUUUAUCAAAUUGGUUGCCUUAGUACCAUGUUACAGUUAGCGUAUAACAAUAGCACAUGCAGAGAUCUAUGAUUAUCGCACUGUGAAGCUACUUGACAUUUAAGGCUUAAUCUCGAUUAAUCAAGUCAUGCAUUGAGACCAUUCAGGUGAUAUCGAUGCUCGUCACGUUUUUUAACGAUUUCUAGUUAACAUAUAUUUGAAAGAUGUAUUCGGAUAAGUAAGAGUUUUAACUUAUGUAUUAGUUAUUGCUGUUAUCAAUAAAGUCGAUUGGUAGGGUAGUCUAGUUGCUAGAGCGUUCGCUUUUCCAGCUGAGUUCGAUCCCCAAGUUUUGCUAAUGUUGGAGUCGCCGUCUUUGUAUUGUAAUCAGGAUUCAAUUUUGUGUAAAAACGAUAAUUAUUUGAUAUGCAUGAUUUAGUUCUGUUUGCAGGAUUAUGCGUUGAAUUGGUUUCAAAUAGAUAUUACAGCUUUCUAAAAUACAUUUACGGCCAGUAUGGUCCCAUCACACCUGCUUCAGUCCCUGAACAUAUUUUUUCCCUUUUCACUAGCUCUUUUGUUUUGUUUGUUUAUUGUUUAACGCUACACUCGGCAAUAUUCCAGUUAUAUGAUUGCGGUCUAUAAAUAAUGGAUUCUGGACCAGACAGUCCAGUGAUUGACAUCAUAAGCAUCGAUCUACGCAAUUGGGAGACGAUGACAUGCAUUUUAUGUCAAGCAUGUGUUGCUGAAGAUCAAUUCUAACCCGGAUCUUCACGGGCCCGUAGUUAUUAGAGGCUCGUGUAAUUGCACGGAACCCUCGGUUCUUGUCAGAAUGAUAUGGAGACAGACUAGCGUUGCUCUGUGUUGCUGUAACUGCGUACUUAACAUGCAAGUGGAAUGUAUGUCCUGUAUUGCGUCGAUAUUUUACAUUGUAUAUCAUAUAUUGCUUUGUGUUAAAUAAACGUUCGAAACGAAUAAACGUUAUUACUGUAA